This is a messenger RNA of Trichosurus vulpecula (common brushtail), 1981 nucleotides long. Its product is annotated as E3 ubiquitin-protein ligase DTX3L-like. The record is from RefSeq and is a predicted model, not a curated record. NCBI's taxonomy places the organism in Eukaryota, Metazoa, Chordata, Mammalia, Diprotodontia, Phalangeridae. The coding region runs from base 13 to 1881 and encodes 622 amino acids. Gene Ontology annotation, biological process: Notch signaling pathway; protein ubiquitination. The transcript is spliced from 5 exons.
GACCCUGCUCUAAUGGCUGCAGGAGGCUCUGCCCGCGGUCCGCCAUACCGGGUCCUGGUCCGUGCGUCCGAGAGCUGCUCUGGACUGGAGAAGAAGCUGCAGAAGUAUUUCCAGAGCCGGAGGAAGUCUGGGGGAGGAGAGUGCACGGUCAAAGCCGGCCCAACCGAAGGCACUUUCUGGGUAGAGUUUUUGGAAAGAGAAGCCAAGGAAAGAGUGAUAGCAAAGGGAGAUCACACUGUGGAAGUCAGUGCUACAUCACAUGUAAAAGUCUUCCUAGGAACAAAUGAAACCUCAGGAGAGAAGAACUCUUUGGAGAUAAGCUGGCCUUCCUCCCAGACUCAGUCACUCCCAAAGGAAUUUCUAGAUGAGCAGCAUCCAGAAGAAGGAGAUGCUUCUGGCUCCUCUGAUUCCAUUAUUCAAAAGAUAUUUCUCCUUCUGGAGGCCUACCUGAACAUCAAAUUUUCUAAAGAACAAAGGAAGAAAAUUAUUAACCUCUGUCCCAACCUCAAAAUAGAGGGAGGUCGUAAUGGAACUGAGAAAAUGACUGGUGACUACCAAGAUAUUGAAAAAUUUUAUCGAUUCUUAAGUGAGAAGAUCCUGGAAAAUGACCAGAAAGAUUUUCCCCACUCCAACUCAGCAAGAGAAAUUGAGAAAAUUAUGCCAAAUGACUGGAAUAGUCCUAUUCUUCACUCAAACCCAAAACACACAACAGAAGAGCUGGACUUCAUCUCUGUUCCUUCACAUUUGUAUGAAUAUUUUAAAUAUUUCUUUGCUGAAACUCUAGACAGAAUAGAAAAAGAGCACACAGUACAUAUCAAAAUUACUUUGGCAUAUCCUGUGGACAAUGUUUGUUUAGAUUUCGAGACAAGUAAGUCUAAGGACAGAAAAGCAGCUCAAGAAGCUUUUACCAGAGCAUUUCAGAGGGAAAUACGGAAUGUGACCUCUCAGGAAGUUCAUUUCGCAGAUAAUCAGCUAGCACUUGAAGUCCAAAAAUCACUGGCUGACAGGUUUAAAAACCUCCAUAUGAGAGCUGAAGAAAAAGUAUUGAUUCUCCUGGGAAACCCACAGGAUAUUUUAGAAGCUAAACAUUUCAUUGAAGCAAACUUCUCCCACAAACAACCUGUGAAAAUAAUGGUUUCCAAAAACACAAUUAAUAAUGGAAUUGAGGUUGAUACUUCUCACUUGCAUCUUCUGCACCAAGAAAUCAUAGAAAUAGAGAAAAAAUAUGACACUGCAACAGAAAUGGUGAACAAACCCCAAACUGGGAAAACUAUCCUUCUGUUUACACCAAAAGAUAAAGACUCAGAAAGAGAGGAGAAGAAGGAAGAGAAAGAGGAGUGUGUCAUCUGUAUGGAAAAUAUUCGAGACAAAGUAGUCCUCUCAAAGUGCAAGCAUGUGUUCUGUGGUCCUUGUAUCAGAGAGGCCAUGCAACAUAAGCCAGUGUGCCCUUUAUGCCAGACUUACUAUUGUUUUGGGAAAGGGAGUCAGCCAGAUGGAAAAAUGACUUGCUGUUACUGGACUGAUUCACUUCCUGGUUAUAGUUCAUGUGGCACUAUUGAGAUCCAUUAUGACAUGAGUGGAGGCAUACAGAUGGAAUGUCAUCCCAAUCCAGGAAAAUGCUAUGAAGGAACAAGCCAGGUGGCAUACUUGCCAAAUAAUAAAGAAGGACGGCGAGUUUUGAGUCUCCUCCAAAGAGCUUUUCACCAAAAGUUGAUUUUCACAAUAGGACAGCCUCAGACAUCAGGAACAACUGAUGUGAUCACUUGGAAUGAUAUUCACCACAAAACUCAGCCAUUCGGUGGACCAGAAAACUGUGGUUACCCUGAUCCCAGCUAUCUGGAACGAGUCAAGAUGGAACUGAAGGCAAAAGGGAUUGAAUAAGAGUGCUGACUAGAAGGAUACCUUGAGAACUGGGCUUGCAAAUGCUGUAGCUGUGGAAAGGAAUCCAAGCAUUCAUUAAAAUAUGUGUGUAUAGGCACCA